AUGCCCGAAUGCACCUCCCGUCCUCUUUCGUCGUACACCCGUCCAUCGAUAUACUCCCGGCUAUCGGCUGACUCUGGCUACGGCCCAUCCCCGUGUUCCGAAGACUCCAUCGUAGCUUUGGCAAGCCGCACCUUGGAAACACAGUCUGGGUGUUCCAUUGUGAACAAUCGAUCGUCUCCUGAUUUCUUGGAAGACGGGCCUCGGUGCGAGUUCACAGGAACGGCUACUACCACAUCCGACGAUGAGUCACUGGAUGAUGCACCGUCUAGCGACGGUGAUGGCGCGACCUCGAGCGGUCCUUCCAGCUCGUUGGGUCUGAAGAUGAUUACGCAAUGGUCUGACGGAAAAAAGAAAGAGAUUGUAAAGAGGGUGAUGGAGACCUUCGAUGCCAUAUACUUGUGUUCUCCGGGAUCGCAGUAUAGCAGUGGUAUUGAAGAGGAGCUCUGUCCGGGAUACGAUACCGAGUCGGACACACUUUCAUGGCCGCAGACGCCUGUACCGAUGGUUGAAGGAAGCUUUUUGGCGAAAGAGAGCGGCGAAUGCGGAGACACUCUGCAAGAUCAUGACACAUCCGAUACCGCAGGGACUGCGUCUCGUUCUCAAGCAUCGAGAGAAGACUCGUCGGAGAAGCAGAGUCCAUUGUCAAACCACAGGAAGCGCAAGACGGAUGAACAUGACGAGGAUAGCGACGAUCAGAGGAAGCGCCAGCAGAUACCUGGCUCGGGACCGUCAUCUCAGAUGGCGUGUGGUCGAAGAUUUGCAUGCCCAUACGUCAAGCGGUUUCCGAACAGAAGUCCGAAGGCACCUUCAUGUGUUUUCCCUGGAUACCCGAACGUCGCUCGACUCAAAGGACAUUUGUACAGAACUCACAUGCGACCUCUGUUGUGUCUCAGAUGCUACGAGACUUUUCGGAGCGAAACAGAGUUGGGAGCCCACCAGAAUGCUCCGGAGAGAUGUGCCCAGGUUUCCAAUGUGCCUGAUAUUGAAGGCAUCACGCCGGAACAAGAGAAACAGCUCAAGAGCAAAAAACGCAUCAACGGAGACGACAGCGAGGAAAGGAGAUGGGAAUCCAUCUACCGUAUCCUCUUUCCGGACGAGACAGACUCGCCGUCGCCGUAUUGCGAUCUCGAUCCGCAAGUUCAAUACUCAGGAAUGUCUCCAGGCUCGGCGAAUCUCAUGGCGUAUGAGCGAUUCAGCCGCGCCAACCUGCGGGAGAUUGUCCAGCAACGGCUCGAAUCGCAGAUCGAGAGGGAACAGAUCAUAGUCGAGGAGAGAUUGAGAAGCAUGAUAUUCGACAUCAUGCGCAUGGCUCAAGACGACAUGUUCGAUCAUUGGCGAAGCUCGCUGAACUCACGUGAGGUGGACAACCUUUCCGAAGGAUGGACAGGUGCCUUGAUGCCGGCCACUACGACGAACCAAGGCUCCAUGGACAGCGACAUUUCGAGUUUUGUGCUUCUACCACCAUCGAACGACCAUGUCGACGCCGGGGAGUCGCUGGCAGAAUUGCCGGUUGACAGUGACAACCCCAGACCAGUAGGUGCCGACUUUUCUUCCUCGGACGCAUCCAGCAGUGUUUCGCAGCAAGAGGACCAGCCUGUGUCAGACGGAAAUUCGUUCCAGACUUUGGAACAUCUGGAUUUGACCGCUGUUGAACCGACAGAUCAGACUCCAUAUGGCAGUGGAUACCCACCCAUCGAGGAAGCAUUGAUUGACUUUGGUGAUUACCUUCCUCUCGAUCUCGACUCUUGCGCUGCAGGCGGCCUUUUCAGCCUUCCGUGGUCAUUCAAUGGUUAG
Messenger RNA from Diplodia corticola, 1794 nucleotides. RefSeq lists its product as uncharacterized. NCBI's taxonomy places the organism in Eukaryota, Fungi, Ascomycota, Dothideomycetes, Botryosphaeriales, Botryosphaeriaceae. Bases 1 to 1794 code for a protein of 597 amino acids. The record is from RefSeq and is a predicted model, not a curated record. The transcript is spliced from 3 exons.